Messenger RNA from Musa acuminata AAA Group (dessert banana), 1738 nucleotides. Its product is annotated as glucan endo-1,3-beta-glucosidase 11-like. The transcript has 4 exons. Bases 152 to 1546 code for a protein of 464 amino acids. Gene Ontology annotation, biological process: carbohydrate metabolic process. Gene Ontology annotation, cellular component: plasma membrane. NCBI's taxonomy places the organism in Eukaryota, Viridiplantae, Streptophyta, Magnoliopsida, Zingiberales, Musaceae. Gene Ontology annotation, molecular function: hydrolase activity, hydrolyzing O-glycosyl compounds. The record is from RefSeq and is a predicted model, not a curated record.
UCCUAAAUCGCAUGCAAGCAAAGAAAGGAAUUGGAAAGAGAUUGCCCUCAUCGCCUUCUCUUCCCACCUCCCCCUCUCCUUGUCUCUUUUUUAAGUCUCUCCCCCAUCCUUCUUCUUCCCCCCUCUCUCUCUCUCUCUCUCUCCCCUUCUGAUGGCUGUCUCCAUCUUGCUCAGGUCAAGGAUAGUUUCGAUGUUCCUUCUGUAUAACCUUUUAUCCUCAGAGUUUGGCUUCCUUCGACUUGGUUCUUCGCUAGGCAUCAACUACGGGCAGGUAGCCAACAAUCUACCAUCGCCGGAACAAGUGCGCCUCCUCUUGACCUCCCUCAGGAUCACCAAGACGAGGAUUUACGACACCAACCCUCGAGUCCUCACAGCAUUCGCCAACACCGGCAUCGACCUCAUCGUGACGGUGCCGAACGAGGCCGUGGGCGUGAUGAUGGACCCUCGACAAGCUCUGCAAUGGGUCAUGACCAACGUACAACCCUACUUUCCGGCCACGAAGAUUACCGGCAUCUCCGUCGGCAACGAAGUGUACACGAGCGACGACCCGACCUUGAUGUCGAACCUCGUCCCGGCGCUGCUCAGCAUCCACUCCGCCCUCGUCCAACUCGGCCUCGACUCGUACAUUCACGUGUCGACGGCGAAUUCGCUGGCGGUGCUGGAGAACUCGUACCCGCCGUCGAUGGGGUCAUUCAAGCCGGAGAUGGCGAACCUGUUGGUGCCGUUCCUUCAGUUCCUGGCCGCGACGAAAUCGCCCUUCUGGAUCAAUGCGUACCCCUACUUCGCCUACAAGGAUAGCCCUGCGAAGGUCUCGCUAGACUACGUUCUGUUCAACCCGAACGCAGGGAUGGUGGAUCCUUACACCAAGCUUCGCUACGACAACAUGCUGUACGCUCAAGUGGACGCCGUCAUCUUCGCCAUUGCCCGGUUGGGCUACGGCGCCGUGGACGUCAGGGUGUCGGAGACCGGAUGGCCAUCGAAAGGCGACCCCAACGAGGUCGGCGCCACCGUGGAGAACGCCAGGGCUUACAACAGGAACCUGCUCCUGAGGCAGAUCAGGAGCGAGGGGACUCCGGUGAGGCCAAACCAGAGAUUGGAGGUCUACUUGUUUGCCCUGUUCAACGAGGACAUGAAGCCCGGGCCGACCUCGGAGCGGAACUACGGACUGUAUCAACCCGACGGGACCAUGGUCUAUAACGUCGGCCUGGCCGCAUUGACAUCUUCUGCAUCCGUUUCUCUCACAUCUUCCGCGACAAGGGAAAAUGGAGAGACCAUGAACCGCAUUCAUGUCAUGGGACUUCCUCUUUGCCCAAACACCACCAAGAAGAAGAAGCAGCAGCGGCAGUACACCAGUGGAGGAACAAAAGCAAUCGAAAGCUUUGCGACGUGGAACGCACUCCGGUGGCUGUAUAAUAUGAUGUUCCCAUUCUCACUUUGUUUCUUUGAUUCGUUAUUAAAGUGUAAUCAUAAGCUAAAUAAAGAAAGAGUGCCAUUAUUUGGAGGAGAGCUAAUUGCUUUCUGCUGCCUAGCUUUUACGAUUCCCUGAGCAGAAGACAUGGCAGGGAGUGUUUCCAUGCCAUGUGAGCUCGGAUCUCUGUUUGCUCCCCUCACUCUCGUGGAGCCAUUUACCCAAGCCGCAAAUAUAUUACUCCCGUAUGCGCACGAAGAAGAAGAAGAAGAAGAAGAAGAAGAAGAAGAAGUGCCGUGGCCUGAUGACCAGCCCACGCACUCGAUAAAG